Messenger RNA from Sinocyclocheilus rhinocerous, 675 nucleotides. RefSeq names its product noggin 5 (gene nog5). Bases 25 to 675 code for a protein of 216 amino acids. NCBI's taxonomy places the organism in Eukaryota, Metazoa, Chordata, Actinopteri, Cypriniformes, Cyprinidae. The record is from RefSeq and is a predicted model, not a curated record. The transcript has a single exon. Gene Ontology annotation, biological process: negative regulation of BMP signaling pathway; negative regulation of cell differentiation; dorsal/ventral pattern formation.
UUUAAUGAACUUUUCUUGGCUUGAAUGGAAAUGAAGCUGUCUCCUGCGCUCGUGCUCUGCGCGUCCGUCACCGUGCACCUCGCGCUCGCUCAGAUUCAGCUGCGCGUGCGCCCGUCGCCUAGCGACCACCUGCCGGUACCGGACCUGCACGAGGACCCUGGCCCGGAGCUGGAGCCGGGCGAGAGGGAUUUAGCCCCUCGAUUGCUGCGCCGGAAACUCGGCAGCAGUUUUGACCCCGUCUUCUCGUCGAUCGGUGCACCGACUCCAGGUAACGGGUCCGAAAUCACGCGAGAGGACGGGAUCCGUCUCGCCGGAGCGAUUCCCCGUGAGUUUCAGCAGCUGGAUUUCACUGGUCUCAAAGCGGCGAGGAAAACGGAGCGCAGGGUGCACCGAUGGUUGUGGUCGUACACCCGGUGCCCGGUGCUGUCGGUGUGGAAAGAUCUGGGCGCGCGAUUCUGGCCGCGAUACGUCAAAGAAGGACAGUGCUUGACCGAACGCUCGUGCUCUUUACCGGAGGGGAUGUUUUGUAAACCGGUGCAGUCCGUGAGCGUCACGCUCCUCCGGUGGCACUGCCAACAGGGUUCGCGCGCGCUCAAGCGCUGCGCGUGGAUUCGCGCGCGCUACCCGGUGAUUUCACAGUGCGGCUGCGCGUGCUUAAGCUUUACACACAGCUAG